Molecule: messenger RNA, 5247 nt
Organism: Centropristis striata (black sea bass)
Lineage: Eukaryota; Metazoa; Chordata; Actinopteri; Perciformes; Serranidae
Gene: eml2
Product: EMAP like 2
Exons: 22
Coding region: 88-2538 (816 amino acids)
Biological process (GO): microtubule cytoskeleton organization
Cellular component (GO): mitotic spindle
Molecular function (GO): microtubule binding
Source: RefSeq, a predicted model, not a curated record
GAGACAGAGGGGUGAAAGGAGGACAAAGGAGCAGACAGAGAGGAGGAGAAGCCGGAGAGAGAGAAGGAGAAAGGAGCAGAGGAGAGGAUGUCGGAGAGGAUCUCUUCGUGUGGGAGCCUGUAUGACAGCACCAACCUGCUGCUACAAUACUGCAACAACGAUGACACGGUGUCAGCCGGCAGUAACAUGGACAUGGAGGACCGAGUUUCUCACCUGGAGCAGAAGCUGCAGCUGCAGGAAGACGAGAUCCAGCUGUUGAAGUCCGCUCUGGCUGACGCUCUGCGCCGGCUGGGCUACUGUGAGGAGCAGAGCCUGGUGAUGCAACCUGGAGGCGUCCAUGCUGCUGGGAGGAGACCUCUGGCCACCACAGCUUCAGCACAGCCUACCAAGGUGCGUCAGCUCCUGCAGGCUCUUCCCUCCAGACCUCUGAGCAAUGGCUACGUUCAACAGAAACGCCUCCUCUCCUCCCCUUCCUCUCCUAAGAAGGAGGUGCUACAGUCCAUUAAAAGGAAGAGUAUGUCCACAGAGCGUCUCACCCUGGUGAGGAGAGAGAUGGGAGCAGAGAGUCGGAGUCGAACCACCUCCUCCAGCAGCUCCGGAGGAGGCAAAAGCAAAUCCAAAGAAUGCACCUACAAUGCAGAGGACGGCUACGUGAGGAUGUUCCUCCGAGGUCGUCCUGUCACCAUGCACAUCCCCGACCAGCAGAGGGAGAGCUACAGCCUCGACCAGAAGGUGGCGCAGCCUGACCGCAAGCUCAAACUGCAGUGGGUGUACGGCUACCGUGGACGUGACUGCCGCUCCAACCUCUACCUGCUGCCCACUGGAGAGAUCGUCUACUUCAACGCCUCUGUGGUGGUUCUGUACAACACCGAGGAGCAGCAGCAGAGACACUACCUGGGCCACAACGACGACGUCAAAUGCCUGAGUGUGCAUCCUGACAUGGUUACCAUCGCAACGGGGCAAGUGGCUGGAAACUCUAAAGAUGGAAAGCUGCUGGCUCCUCACGUCCGUGUUUGGGACUCUGUGAGCCUCAACACGCUGCACGUGAUUGGGAUGGGAGUGUUUGACAGGGCCGUCACCUGUGUGGCGUUCUCCAAGUCGAACGGCGGCUCCUUCCUCUGCGCUGUGGACGACGCCAACGAUCACAUCCUGUCGGUCUGGAACUGGCAGAAGGAGAAGCAGCUGGCUGACGUGAAGUGCUCCAAUGACUCUGUUCUGGGCGCCGUGUUUCAUCCCAUGGAUGCCAACCUGAUUGUCACCUGUGGAAAAUCUCACAUCAACUUCUGGACCAUGGAGGGCAACACUCUCACCAAGAGACAAGGCCUGUUUGAGAAACAUGAGAAGCCAAAGUAUGUGCUGUGCGUGGCGUUUGCUGAGAACGGAGACGCCAUCACAGGAGACUCCAGUGGAAACAUCUACGUCUGGGCCAAAGGUGGUAGCCGCAUCAGCCAGGUGGUAUCUGGGGCCCACGAGGGCGGGAUUUUCUCUAUCUGUGUCCUGAAGGACGGCACCAUGGUGUCUGGAGGAGGAAAGGACCGCAAGGUGGUGCUGUGGAACCACGACUACAGAAAACAGGCUGAGAUGGAGGUGGGCGAGGCGCUGGGUCCCGUCCGAGCUCUGGCCGAAGGUAAACCUGGAGAGCUCUUCGUAGGAACCACCAAGAAUGCCAUCGUCCGAGCUGCCUUCCCUGAUACACUAACUCCUAUUGUCCAGGGUCACACAGAUGAGCUGUGGGGUCUGGAUGUUCAUCCCUCCAUGGAGCAGUUCGUCACCUGCUCUCAGGACAAACAGGUUCACCUCUGGGACACCAACUCCCACCAGCCCCUCUGGAGCAAGACCAUCGAGGAUCCAGGGCGGUCUGCAGGUUUCCAUCCCAGCGGGGCGGUUCUGGCUGUGGGGACUAUGACUGGAAGGUGGUUGGUGCUGGACACUGACACCAGGGAUCUUGUUUCUAUGCACACAGACGGAAAUGAGAUUAUUUCCAACGUCAAAUACUCUCCAGAUGGUAACUUCCUGGCUGUUGCUUCCCAUGACAACUUUGUUUACAUCUAUGCUGUGACGGAGAACGGCCGAAAGUACAGCCGUGUGGGGAAAUGCACUGGCCACUCCAGCUUCGUCACCCAUCUGGACUGGUCCACAGACAGCCAGUACCUCGUCACCAACUCAGGAGACUACGAGAUCCUCUUCUGGGAGGCAUCCAGUGGUAAACAUGUGACCAACAUGGACACGGUGCGCAACCAGGAGUGGGCCACUUCCACCUGCACUCUGAGCUUUAACACCUUUGGAAUCUGGCCAGACGGAGCAGACGGCACCGACAUCAACGCCGUGUGCAGGUCACAUGACGGAUCCCUGCUGGCCUCUGCCGAUGACUUUGGCAAAGUGCACUUGUUCUCCUCCCCCUGCUCUCAACCAAGGGCUCCGAGCCACGAGUACGGUGGCCACAGCAGUCACGUGACCAACGUUGCCUUCCUGCACGACGACAGUCACCUGAUCUCCACUGGUGGGAAAGACACCAGCAUCCUGCAGUGGGUGGUCUAGACCGCCCACAUCUCUAAUCCCCCUCCAGCGGGGACCAGCAUCCUUCAGAACCCUGCCACCUCUUCACUGUUUUACCCUCCUGCCACCAGGGGGCAGUCUCUCCACUGUGCCUACUGGACAGAAAAAAUAAAAUAAUACCCACAUACACACAACUUAUACCCACAGAUGUCAGACCAGAUGAGAUGAGUAUCAUUGUAAUAAAUGAAAUAUUAUUUAGUGUCCUGCUGUUCGUAAUAGAAUGUAGAAAAAAUGAAUUGUUGCCAUGCAGGAAGUGAAUCCUAACUGUUCCCCCAAAUUAUCAACUACUGCAACACACAGUAAAGCUGUGAUUUAGCAUUAGUACUAACUGUGCCUAAACUGUACUUAUCUUAACCCCCUUUAAUGGGAAAUCCACCUGCUUUAAAGGACAAGUGUCUUUUCAAGUUUUACCCCUCAAAAUGGGAAAUCAUGCACACUUUACAGUAAUGUUCACCUUUUCUGCACUGCAAAAAAGGUCUAAAAACAAGAUAAAAACAUUAAAUCGGAGGGAAAUUAUCUUGCUGCAUGGACAGAUAAUUUCACACUUUUUAAAUUAAGAUUAUUAAAUCUAGAAAUAAGAAUAUUGAACGCUUAAAAUAAGAAAUUAACUCUUAAAACAAGAUAAAUUAUAUACUUUUUUCUUGGUAAGAAGCAAAUAAUUUUGCUUGCAGCUUCAAUUUAUCUUGUUUUAAGAGUUAAUUUCUUAUUUUAAGUGUUCAACAUGCUUAUUUCUAGAUUUAAUAAUCUUAAUUUAAGAAAUCUUGUCAAGUGAAAUUAUCUGUCCAUGCAGCAAGAUAAUUUCCCUCAGAUUUAGUGUUUUUAUCUUGUUUUUAGACACACCUUUUUUGCAGUGUGAAUGCAUGCUACACAGUUAUGGUUCGGGUUAUGCUUAUAUUUUAGGGUUUAAUAUUGUUAAAUAUUUUUUUAGUUUCUUUUUUUUUUUCUUACUCCAUUUAUUUCCAUGAACUAUGAAAAUCAAUUGAACUCUUGAAACUUGCUUCAGAUGCGUGGGGUAUUACAGUACACAUUUUUUUUAUUUCAGUCCAGACCAAAGAAUGAAAAUGAAGAUUCACAGAAAAUAAUGCAUAACUAAUGUAAUAACAUAUUUUCUAAUAGAUUUUCCACAUCGUACCAAAUAUAAGAAACCAAUGUAAUAAUACAUUUUAAGAAGAAAAAAAAAACACUUUAUAUUAGGGAACACAUAUUCAACAUUAAUUAGUUGCUUAUUAGCAUGCAAAUAAGUAACAUAUUGGCUCUUAAUUAGUCAUUAUUAAGUAGUUAUUAAUGCCUUAUUCUGCAUGGCCUUAUUAUACAAACAGUAAGACAUUAACUAAGAGUUUUACCUCAAUAACCUCAGAAUUAAAGCCUCAAAGUAAAGCCUAUUAAGAUCAUAACUCAUAUACAACAACUUCCUUACUUACUACUAAUAAGCAAUAAUUCUGAGGUUAUUGAGGGAAAACUCUCAGUUAAUGUCUUACUGGUUGUAUAAUAAGGCCAUGCAGAAUAAGGCAUUAAUAACUACUUAAUAAUGACUAAUCAAGAGCCAAUAUGUUACCGAUUUGCAUGCUAAUAAGCAACAAAUUGAUGUUAAAUUUGUGUUCCCUAAUAUAAAGUGUUACCAAAAAAAAGCUAAAACAACAGCUUGGUUUGUAAAGUGUGCAUGAUGUUAAACAACAGGGUUAAAACAGAGAAAUCACAUUCCCCUUUAAGAGUUCAUGUUAUUUCUGCAGCCCAGGUGACUCGUUUAAACAUGCACCUUUUUUUCCUGCAGCAACAAAUCACAGAGAUAAACUUUUAAACCAUCAAUGAACUUGCAAGCAUUGAGUUAAACAGAAUAAAACCUUCUGAAGUCAGUGCUUCUAGCUUUAAGAAAGACACAAAAUGACAAAAAAAAUACACAAAAUGACCAAAAAAAGACACAAAAUUAAAAAAAAAGACACAAAAUGACUAAAAAAGACACAAAAUGACUAAAAAAAGACACAGUAAGACUAAAUGACUAAAAAAGACACAAAAUGACUAAAAAAGACACAAAAUGACAAAAAAAACACCAAAAGACACAAAAUUACUAAAAGAAAAAAAGACCUUGUCAAGGUGAUAUUCUGAAGUCAGUGACUUAGCUUUAAGAAAGAUCGGUGCAUGUUUGGAAGAACUAACUAGCCGAUCCUGGGUCUGAGAAAGAUUGUAUUAGAACUCCUAAAACGGGUGGUAUUUCCCUUAAAACUCAUACUAUAAACCCAUUGCCUUGUUAUCUUUCACUUCUCCAUCCCUCAGCCUCAUUUCCAAACACAGAUUGUAAGUAUUACAGAUUGCAGUUGGAGAUUGUUAAAGGUACUAAGUAGCUGUUUUUUCCCCCCGAGCCUCAUUUCUCCUCUUUCUGAUUGUACUACUGCUGUAACUGUCACUAGAUGGCGCUACAAUGCAAGAGAAUGAGCAUGACCGAGGCUAUCCUCCUGUAGAUGCUGUUAAUGUCGCAAAGGUCUAUAGAGUAAAUUUAUAUAUUAUGCAGUAUAUCCGAGUGGCUGUGUUAUUUUAAUAUUUAACUGUAAUAAUGAUGGAUGUUAUUAUUAUUCUCGUGGCACUUUUAGCGAUUGACAGAGAGGUAAUGUUGGCUGCUGUGCUGUGGAAGUGAGCUUGAGCUGUGCUUUGCCUUCUUCUGUUUUGUUAAUAAAGUUUUUACCCAAGUACUACUGA